AUGGAAACUUGGUCAGUUGAUCAGGUCUGCAGUUGGUUGGUGGAGAAAAACUUAGGAGGGCUAGUUUCCAGGUUUCAAGAGGAAGAAAUCAGUGGGGCCGCUCUGCUAGCACUGAAUGAUCGGAUGGUUCAGCAACUGGUGAAGAAAAUUGGUCACCAGGCUGUUCUGAUGGAUUUAAUUGAAAAAUACAAGCAGAAGAGCCAAGGACUGAGGCCUCCGGGAUGCCCUAGAGACGCAGCGCCAGGGACCCAAGCGGAAGCAGCCCCCGAGGUGGAGCAAUGCUGCAGUCCAGCCACCCGCGGGGAGCAGGUGCCGCCUUUCUCUCCAGCCGAAAGCCUUGACAGUGGGCAGAUUGACCACAGAGUCCUGAAACAGAGGAGAAGCAUGAAGCAUGUUCUAGUGAGGAAUAAAGCUCUGCAGUGGAGCCGGGCCUACGUGUUGCCAGAGUUCCCCUACGACGUCAGAUGCGCUCUAGCAGAGCGGAAGGGCCCGGAUCACAGCAUGAGGAUACGGAUCAUAGAGUUUCUGCAGGCUGACAUGACCAAGUAUCUCGAAGGCUCGCUGUACCCCACCGCCCAGCAGUACAAUGACGUGGUCAACGCCCUUCUGCAGGCCCACCCCUUCCUGGACGAGGACGGCUGUGGCUUCUUUUCAUGGAAAAGAGCACUCAAAGAUCGCUUUAAAUAUGUUCGAAGACCGAUAGAAGAUGAUGAACAAGUUAUGAGAAAUAAGUACAAAUUUGGACACCGAAGAGGCCAGACAAGAAAAUCUCUUGCUGAUUCAAGAUUUGAUGAAAUUAAAACUGUCCAAAUAAAAGAACCGCAGACUCUGUGUCUCUCCCCAUCCCUCCAAUUCAACAUUAACUGAAUCCAGCAAGAGUGUGUGAAGGCCGAAAAGAACUGGGGAGAAAUUGACUAAAGGAUGAGCCAGACUUUGGAGAUAAGAAGAGAUGUGAUCGGCAGCAGAAUGCCUCAGAAGGACAUUCUUAAAAUGUUUCCAUUCUUGGGCCUGGGAUUUAGCUCAGCGUGCCCUUAUCAAAUGUUCGGAGAAUUCCAACUUCUAACAAGAACAGAUAUUUGUAAGAAAACAAGGCACAUUUUGGAAUCCUAUUCAGAAAAUACACUGCCUGCCUUUUCAGUGGCGGACAAUCCCAUCAACACUGCGCCGGAGAAGCAGGGAAGCGGUGCACAGACGGAGGCCUGCCGAAACAUUGAUAUGAAGAUGACGGCCACAUGUUUACUCCUUCCAGGGGCAUUUGGGGAUGAUCCCAGCCUUUCUGUUGUUGUGAAUGAGAAGGUCCAAGUGUCCACGCCUGUGUUGGAAGUUAAAAACCCCUUUGACGUCCAUGUUUGUGAAUUUUCUCUAUACCUGGGCAAGGAGAAGCUCACAGAGGUGGAGGUCAGUGUCACAGCCCUGGCGGUUCUCGUGGCUGCCUUUCAUAUAUUUGGGAUUGGCCCGAGAAGACUGUCUCAAACCCUCAACUUCUUAGAGACGCUGAUCCUGGAGACGCACAGUCCCUAUUUUCCUUCUUUGAAAGAAAAGGAAAAGGAAGUAGGAUUUCAGCCCGUCACUUACCAGCAUGCCAGAGCUUACAUCAAAAGUCACCUGUGGGUCAGCUGA
Molecule: messenger RNA, 1620 nt
Organism: Fukomys damarensis (Damara mole-rat)
Lineage: Eukaryota; Metazoa; Chordata; Mammalia; Rodentia; Bathyergidae
Gene: Samd3
Product: sterile alpha motif domain containing 3
Molecular function (GO): protein binding
Source: RefSeq, a predicted model, not a curated record